This is a messenger RNA of Salvelinus namaycush (lake trout), 1160 nucleotides long. Its product is annotated as ras-related protein Rab-27B-like. Gene Ontology annotation, cellular component: secretory granule; melanosome. NCBI's taxonomy places the organism in Eukaryota, Metazoa, Chordata, Actinopteri, Salmoniformes, Salmonidae. Bases 95 to 751 code for a protein of 218 amino acids. The transcript is spliced from 6 exons. Gene Ontology annotation, biological process: melanosome transport; positive regulation of exocytosis. Gene Ontology annotation, molecular function: GTP binding; GTPase activity. The record is from RefSeq and is a predicted model, not a curated record.
UAGCUAUGUGUUUGCCAAGGACUGGUUGAGCUCCCUGAAUGGAAGUUGGCAGUACCUCUGGCUAAAUCGGGCAGGUUUGGCACGAGGCUGCACAAUGACAACUGAUUGGGAUUAUGACUACCUGAUCAAGCUCUUGUCGUUAGGGGACUCUGGAGUGGGGAAGACCACUUUCCUCUACAGGUACACCGACAACAAGUUCAACCGCAAGUUCACCACCACAGUGGGAAUAGACUUCAGGGAAAAGAGAGUGACGUAUUUGGGGACUGGCUCUAAUGGAACGACAGAGAAGACUUUUAAAGUGCACCUACAGCUCUGGGACACAGCAGGGCAAGAGAGGUUCAGAAGUCUCACUACAGCCUUCUUCAGAGACGCAAUGGGCUUCCUUCUUAUGUUUGAUCUGACCAAUCAGCAGAGUUUUCUGAAUGUCAGGAACUGGAUGAGUCAGCUACAGGCAAAUGCCUAUUGUGACAGUCCAGACAUAGUCUUAGUUGGCACCAAAGCAGACCUCAAAGACCUGAGAGAUGUACAAGGAACACAAGCCAGGGACCUGGCGGACAGAUAUUGUGUCCCCUACUUUGAGACGAGUAGUGCCACAGGGGAUGAGGUAGACCAGGCAGUAACCACUCUGCUGGACCUGGUGAUGAGGCGCAUGGAGCAGAACACAGAGGGGCCUGUGUCAGAGGCUGCCAAUGGGAGCGCAGUCAUUAACAAAGUGGCCGAAACCUCCACCAGCAGGAAGUGUGCCUGUUAGGAUGUCAGCCACAUUUCAUGGACAUGUGGUUGGCUGCAUUCAGAAUGAAGGACCAUCCAUUCAAAUGUGUAACUAUUGCAUCAUAGGAGUUUUAUUAUAUUGGAAAGUUCAAUUAUCCCAUACAGUAUUUUAAGGAUGUGUAUUAUCCUCUUAUGCAAUAAUGUGUGUUUAUUUUUGGAUUGAUAACUGCUGCACUGGCUAUUUAUUCCCAACCUGGUUAGUAUUAUUUUCAGAGUCUGUACUUGUGCUGUAUGUUAAUGACCCAGAUACAAGUAAUAUAACACACAAUCCAGUUUUAUAACAUUUGUAAAAUGAUUAAAAAGUACAUGAAAGCACCAUGUGUAGAUCUCAAGCCAAUAUUUGUAAUAUGACUAGGCUUUGUGUGAUUCUAAAUUGAUAAAUACUAAUC